Molecule: messenger RNA, 5393 nt
Organism: Anguilla rostrata (American eel)
Lineage: Eukaryota; Metazoa; Chordata; Actinopteri; Anguilliformes; Anguillidae
Product: complement C3-like
Exons: 41
Coding region: 73-5010 (1645 amino acids)
Cellular component (GO): extracellular region
Molecular function (GO): endopeptidase inhibitor activity; protein binding
Source: RefSeq, a predicted model, not a curated record
CACAAUUUUGACAGAGUGGGUAUAAAUAAGUGCUGUCCAGGGGGAGAGAGACACUUGGACCCGGUGGGAAAGAUGCGUGUGGAUGUGGUGUGGCUGGCCACCUUGGCUCUGUCUCUUCCUGCACUCUCAUAUGCUGAACUAUUUGUUUUGACUGCACCAAACCUGCUUCGGGUGGGCAGUAAGGAGAACGUGUUUGUGGAAGUACAGGAGUAUGUAGGACCAAACCUCAAAGUUGAAAUUGUGGUGAAGAAUUUUCCUGCCAAAAACAGGGAAAUCUUCUCUACAUCUGUGGAUCUGAAGGCAGACAACAAGUUCCAGGCUCUACAGGAAAUUCUGAUCCCUGAAGAAUUUUUUGAAGAAGAGACGCGUUUGAAACAGUAUGUCCACCUACAUGCAAAAUUUGGAAACAAGCAAGAAUUGGAAAAAGUCAUCAUGGUCUCUUUCCAGUCUGGGUACAUAUUUGUACAGACAGAUAAGAGCAUCUAUACUCCGAUAGGCAUAGUUCUUUACAGGGUUUUUGCCUUGAACCCUGGACUGGAGCCAAUCUCAAGUGGUGUUUCUGUGGAAAUAAUGACUCCAGAUGGAAUCACAGUUCAGAAAGACAUUGUGUAUCCUGAAAAUGGGGUCAAAUCAGGACAGUACCAACUCCCAGAGAUUGUCAGUGUGGGGACCUGGAAGGUGGUAUGCAGAUUCCAGAACACCCCACAAAAGAACUUUACUGCUGACUUCGAGGUGAAAGAAUAUGUGCUUCCAAGUUUUGAGGUCAAGCUGUCACCAGAAAAAUCUUUUUUCUACGUCAAUGAUGAGGAGCUAUCUGUCAACAUAAUCGCCCGGUAUCUGUAUGGAAAGGAUGUUUCAGGGAAGGCGUUUGUGGUUUUUGGCGUGCUGACAGAGGAUGGUGAGAAGAAGAGUAUUCCUGCCUCUCUGCAGAGAGUGAACGUUAUCUCAGGAAAGGGAAAGGCCAAGCUAACAAGAGAUCAAAUCCAAAAGACCUUCCCAGACAUUGGACAGCUGGUCAAGCAGUCCCUAUAUGUGUCUGUCAGUGUCCUGACAGACAGUGGCAGUGAAAUGGUGGAGGCAGAGAGAAAGGGGAUCCAGAUAGUGACAUCACCCUACACCAUCCACUUCCAGAAGACCCCCACCUAUUUUAAACCAGGAAUGCCUUUUCAAGUUGUGGUCUAUGUCACAAACCCAGAUGACACUCCUGCUCAAGGCAUUAAUAUUAAGGUGACACCAGGGGAAGUUUUGGGUUGGACACAGGAAAAUGGGAUCGCCAAGCUUACCAUCAACACCCACGGGGGGGCAAACAAUCUCCAAAUCUAUGCGAAAACCGAAUCUCCUGAACUGACUGAUGAACGGCAAGCUGUCGCACAUAUGACAGCCCAACCGUACAGGACACAGUCGAGCUCAAAUAACUACUUGCACAUUAGCAUCCAGGCAGCGGAACUGAAGAUUGGAGAUAACCUGCAAAUCAACCUCAACCUUGGGAACAGCCCAGGUAUCCAGGGUCAGGACAAGCAGUUCACGUACCUGGUGCUGAACAAAGGGCAGCUUGUUCAUGCAGCGAGAUAUCAAAGACUGAAAGGACAGUCGCUGGUGACCUUAUCACUGCAAGUGACCAAAGACAUGGUUCCCUCUUUCCGAUUUGUGGCGUACUACCAUGUGGGCCUGGAAGUGGUGUCAGACUCUGUGUGGGUGGACGUUAAGGACACCUGCAUGGGAACGCUUAAAGUCACAUCCACAGUCAAGAAAGAUAUCUAUGAGCCGCGUAAGCCCUUCAGCUUGACCAUCACCGGUGACCCUGGGGCAAAGGUGGGCCUGGUGGCCGUGGACAAGGGUGUCUAUGUCCUGAACAAUAAGAACAGACUGACACAGACCAAGAUCUGGGACAUCGUUGAAAAGCAUGAUAUUGGCUGUACGCCUGGGAGUGGUCCUGACAGCAUGGGAGUUUUCUAUGAUGCUGGACUGGCGUUUCAAACCAAGCAAGCUGGGACCACAUCUAGAUCAGACCCAGACUGCCCUGCUCGCCCAAAGCGUCGGAGACGGCGCUCACUCACACUGGCAGACUUGAGAAACACACUAGCUGCAAAUUACACUGGAUUGGAGAGGCAGUGCUGUGUGGAUGGCAUGAGAGAGAACCUGCGGGGGUUCACGUGUGAGAGACGCUCAAGUUACAUCAUUGACGGCCAAAAGUGCGUUGAAGCGUUCGUGCACUGCUGCUCAGUAGUGGAAAAGAAAACCCAAGAAGCCAGAGACGAAGAUCUGCUACUUGCACGCAGUGAAGAGGAUGGCGACUACACCAGCGAUAGAGAUAUUGUGUCCCGCACACAGUUCCCUGAGAGUUGGCUAUGGGAGGAGGUGACGUUACCAAUGUGUGAAGGCAAACAGGGAUGCACGUCCACUUCAAUCGAAAAGAAGAGUUUCCUGAAGGACUCAAUCACCACGUGGGAAUUCACCGCUAUCAGCCUGUCCAAAGAUCAUGGAAUCUGUGUGGCAGACCCUUUUGAAAUGACGGUGAGGAAACACUUCUUCAUCGACCUGAAGCUGCCCUAUGCCGCAGUGCGUAAUGAGCAGUUGGAAAUUAAGGCGGUGCUUUACAACUACCUUGAGGAGGGCAUAAGGGUUCGAGUGGAGCUGAUGGAGACUGAGCAGGUGUGCAGCGCGGCCAGCAAGAAGAGGAAGUACCGCCUGCCAGAGGUGGACAUGGACCCCAUGUCCUCACGUGCUGUCUCGUUUGUCAUCAUCCCGAUGGCCCUGGGUUUGCACUCCAUUGAGGUUAAAGCCGCCGUCCACGACUCCAUCCAAACAGACGGUGUCAAGAAGGACCUUCUCGUGGUGGCGGAAGGACUGCAAACCAAAAAGCAGGUUACCACCAUGGUCCUGAAUCCAUCGACCCAUGGUGGCGUUCAGACGGAGAAGAUUGAAGCCGUGAAGCUUACGUCCCAGGUGCCGGGCUCACCUGCACAGACCUACAUCAGUGUGACAGGGGAGCUGCUGAGCCAGACCAUUCAGGCAGCCAUCAGUGGAAAACCUAUGGGCAGCCUCAUACACCAGCCCGCAGGCUGUGGUGAGCAGAACAUGAUCGGCAUUACUGGGCCCGUCAUCGCCACACACUACCUGGACAAAACCGGUCAGUGGGAGCAAAUUGGGCUAGAUCGUCGGGCCGAAGCCAUCAAGUUCAUCACAAUGGGCUACACUCAGCAGCUGGCAUAUCGGAACAGUGAGGGUGCAUACAGUGUUUGGAAAGACAAGCCGCCCAGCUCUUGGCUGACGGCGUACGUAGCCAAAAUUUUUGGUCUGGCAUACAACCUCAUAUUCAUUGAAGAAGAUGUGCUGUGCAGCGCCCUCAAAUGGCUGGUCCUGAACUCACAGCAGCCAGAUGGCAUUUUCAAAGAGGUUGGCCAGGUCUACCACGGAGAGAUGGUGGGUGACGUGAAGGGGAAAGACAGUGAUGCCUCAAUGACAGCAUUCGUCCUCAUCGCCAUGCAGGAGGCCCGUCACAUCUGUGUGGAGAAAGUAAACAGCCUGCCAGGCAGCAUGAAGAAAGCCAGCGAGUUCCUGUCUGGCAGGAUCCACAGCCUGACCAACGCCUACGCCGUGGCCCUCACUGCCUACGCUCUGAGCAAUGACGGAAAUCACCAGCUGGACAUCCUGAACCGCUUCUCAUCUGGAAGAACACACUGGCCAGUACCCGCGAGUCACUUUUUCACCCUGGAGGCCACUGGUUAUGCACUGAUGGCCCUGGUCAACGCCAAGAAGUAUGACCAGGCUGGAGAGGUCGUUCAAUGGUUGACAGAAAGGCAAUUCUAUGGAGGGGGUCAUGGGUCCACCCAGGCCACCAUCGUAGUCUUCCAGGCAGUGGCUAGGUACAUGACAGAAAUAUCUGAUGUGAAGGACGUCGACCUGCAAGUAAGCCUCGAUGUGGCUGGUCGCUCAAAGCCUAUCAAGUGGUCCUACAACAAGGACAAUAUUCACCUCACCCGCUCAGAGAAGACAAGAAUUGAUCAAGACCUGACUGUCACUGCCAAAGGAACUGGUCAAGGAACCAUGUCGGUGGUGACCAUAUACAACGCUUUACCUGAAGCGAAGAAAGAAGACUGCAAGAAGUUUGAUUUGAAGGUUACGCUAGACAAGGAAAAAAAAGCGACUGACGAAAACGCUUUGGAAACAUGGAAACUCACAAUUGAUAUGCUGUACCUAUCCAACAGCGAUGCCACCAUGUCUAUUCUGGAUAUUACUUUGCUCACAGGCUUCAUUGCAGAUAAGAAGGACCUUGAGACGUUAACCACAGGAAGAGACAGAUACGUCCAGAAGGUUGAGACUGACAAACAACUUUCAGAGAAGGGCUCCCUUAUUCUCUACCUGGACAAGGUUUCCCAUCAGCUGCCUGACAGAGUGGCCUUCAAGAUACAUAAGAUAAACAAUGUGGGUCUGCUUCAGCCAGCUGCUGUUACUCUGUAUGAGUAUUACUCCAUGGAAAACCGCUGUAUGAAGUUUUAUCACCCGGAGAAGAAGAACGGGACCCUGAACAGGAUCUGCCAUGAGGAUGUGUGCCGCUGUGCAGAAGAAAACUGCAGCUACCAGAGGAAACAGGGAACUGAAGAAAUAGACCGUGUGACUACUGCCUGUUCAGCUGGCAUGGAUUACGUGUAUAAAGUCAAAGUGGUCAGCGCUGCACUGACUUACACCAUCGACCGCUUCACUGUCCUUGUGGAGGAUGUCAUCAAAGAAGGCACUGACUCGGCGGUAAAGGGGGAACAGCGUAGAUUUAUGGCCCAUCCCUAUUGCAGAGAGAGUAUAGCUCUAAGAGAAGGAAAAACCUACCUGAUCAUGGGCAAGUCUGACGACCUCAUCAAAGAUAAGGACGGGAUGAUGUACAUGCUGGGUGAAGGAACCUGGAUUGAAUACUGGCCGACCGAGCCGGAGUGUCAGCAGCCAGCAUUCCGUGAACCCUGUCUGGGCAUCAAGGAAGCCACAGCAGACCUAGUCACAUACGGAUGCCCCACAUAAACUUGCGUCAACUUUUUUUUGUUUGUUUUAUAUAUAUUUGAAAUUUAUCCUAAAUGUGUUCCAUUUACAUUUAGGAAUUCAAUUUGAUAUUGUUCCCUCCACGGUGUACAUAAAACAAAAACAAUAUGAAACAUUCAGCAACCGGUAAACACAGAGCUCCCCCAGAGUUUGUGAUUUAUUUUCAUUUAAGCUUAGCCAGUGGACAAUUCCACCCCGCAGCCGUUUCUAUGUCUGUUUAAAAUGUCACAGAAUCACCGGGCUGUCUUAUCUUGUGACUCAUGUAACCAAAUUCUGUCUCUGUUACCCAAUUUACACUAUCACAAUAAAUUGUAUUCUUGCAUAUCCGGUGAAACCGUAAAGUAAAAGUCUUUGCUUAAAUUCAA